AUGGCGCAGCCACACCGCUGCGCACCCUUUUCGCAACGGCUCCUUGCGGACGCCAGUCUUGAGGAUAACCUCCUGUCGCUCCUCCCGGCGUCAAAACGGACAGAUGACGAUGAUCUAGAAUGCCUCACUGCGACACACCAAUCAACCGAUAUCCGGAGAUGGGUGAGCGAGGAGGUUGACGUCGACCGGCUGGACGAUAUCCACGAGUGGCUGUGGGUCGUCGGUCGGCCCAUGCCCCCGCGUCCGCUUCACCACCAGCGCCUCCUCAACCGCGCGAUAGUCGUCACGGAGCGGCCGGACAUGCACCUCGUGUGGACGAGCGACCGUAUCUUUCUCAAACCACUGCCACGCUUUCUCCUUGACGCGAGAUUCUGGGAAGAGUAUUUGUGUCGUCACAAUGUGCCCCAGGCCGACGCAAUGCACGCGCGCGCUCUCGGCUUCCUCUUCUCAUACGCGGCCCUGAUGAUGCAUGAGAGCGACUUCCGCAUUGCGAAGGAGACGCACCUCAUACCCGAGGAGCUGCAGUGGGCGGCAUGGAGGGUUGCCGUCGGGCAGCUGUUGGACGUCUCUUCCAUCUACUCCUGUGUCGACCGACGUUUCCACUACGGCGAGCUCCGCCUCAGCCGGCUGAACAAGAUCUACUUCUUCUGGAAGACACCGCUCCACGGCUACAUGUCUCGCUGGAACCAGUACGACUCGUUCUUCCACGACAACUUCGCGCUGCUGGCCAGCUCGACUAUCUACAUCGCCGUCGUCCUGACGGCGAUGCAGGUCGGGCUUGCGACGGAGGCCCUCCAGAAUAAUGAGGCCUUUCAGUCGGCGUCCUACGGCUUCACCGUGGGCCGCUGGCUGCCGCUGCUCUUGUCGUUACUGAAGUGGAAGAACAUUCUUAUGAGGGCCGCGACACGUUACGUGAAGAUCCAACCGGCGUCAAGCCAUAUACAGCAGCUGAGCUUUGCUACCGUCACCACUGAGCGCCACAACGGUGACUGCUUUUGUGGCCUGUACGGUGCUGAUAAGCUGUCCAACAGAGACGAGACUCCUGACUGCCUGCCGAAGCGGCAAACCCGAGUUGAUCGGAUGCCGCGAGGACAGAAGGGGUUGCAACGUAACAGAGUGACAACCCUGCCGUCGUCGGCCUCAUUGGGCCCCAACCUGCUUCGCAUGCUGUGGCAGGCGCUGCAAUCAGCUCCGACUUGGCCUACCUGGACUCCCGGGUGCCCUCGGGACCGCAUUGCCCGAGGCGGUGCGAAGCUGGAUGUUGCUGAGCGGUCCGUCAUCGACACUCCCAACAUACCACGGAGCUCGUACCGAUUCGUCGCCCCUUUCGUCGCCAGGCUCAAGCCUGGACAGCGCAAUGCACGCGCCGACGGUCUCGAUAUUGUCUACGAUCCAUCAGAGAACCAAACUACACUCAGCCCUCAAUUCGAGAUUGUCGCUGUCCACAGCCUCGGCGCGCAUCCCGAGCACACCUGGGAGGGCAAAUCAAUCUACAAAGUCAAGCCGAAAGUUCACCUCCUUCGAGACCUGCUCCCACGCGCCUUCCCGACCGCAAGAAUUCUGUCCUUUUCGUACAACUCCGACUGGCUAGUGGAUGCGCCCGAGAAAACGGCACAGCAGAUCGGUCAUAGACUGGCGGAGAGACUUGCCAAACGUCGGGGCGAAGCGUUGCGCCUUCCCAUCAUCUUCAUCGGGCACAGCUUCGGCGGUAUCGUCAUCAAACAGAUUGUCAACAGAGAGUCGGCCAGAGGCUUUGCAAAAGAUCCUGUCAGUAUAGACACAGAUCACGCGGGGCUCAACAAGUUCAAUAGUCCAGCUCACCCCGGAUUCAAAGCAAUCAAGACGGUCAUUGAGAAGCUUCGCGCCAAGCCCCUCAUUCAGCAGGCCGACGAUGUCUUGAUCAACAAACACUAUACGAGUGCAAAGCUCAUGAUCAAGCGGCUAUCGGGAGAAGAAUUACCAAUGGAUCAAUGCUACAUCAAUCUCGCCAUCGUGGAGCAGGUCCAAGCGAAGAAGCCCUCGCAAGACGAACAGGAAGCGAAAGACUCUGCGCCAAAGUCAUCGCCAUUCUCGCUCUUUGCGCGACUCAACGUCGAGACAUCAUCAGAUGAAAGUCAAGUCCAGUUGAAAGACCUUUUUAGUCAGCGCAAAAGAACUGACGGGACGGAAAUAUCUCCCAGGAGGGUUUUGAUCCGCGGAUGCGCUGGGGUCGGCAAGACCACCCUAUGCAAGAAGAUUGUGCACGAAUUUGUCGGCGGCGGCAUGUGGCGCGAUCUAUUCGACCGUGUGCUCUGGGUACCUCUGAGGAACUUGAAGGAGCGACCAGCCCCUGGGUACAACCUCGAGAGAUUCUUCUUUGACGAGUUCUUCCGGCUUCAAGGAGACUGUCCAGGCAAACUCUUUGCUAAGGAGACGGAAAAGGGCGUGAAGCACGAUCGAACGUUGUUUAUUCUCGAUGGAUGGGAUGAAGUGAAUCAGAUUGCUACCGCAAACUCUGAUAUGUCCCGUUUUCUAUGCGACGAGCUACUCCGCCAGCCCAACAUGAUCAUCACCUCGCGGCCAUACGCUAGCAUACCUGUUCAGGGCCAGCCAAUUGACCUGGAGCUGGAAACAAUAGGGUUCAACCCAACGCAAGUGGACGAAUACAUCGAGAAAACGCAUGACAAGACGGAUGUGACGAAGGUCGACGAAAUCAAAACUUUCCUGCAACGCCACGAGCUCGUUAGAAGACUUCAACAACAAAGUUGA
This is a messenger RNA of Colletotrichum chrysophilum, 2748 nucleotides long. RefSeq lists its product as uncharacterized. Lineage: Eukaryota; Fungi; Ascomycota; Sordariomycetes; Glomerellales; Glomerellaceae. The transcript is spliced from 7 exons. The record is from RefSeq and is a predicted model, not a curated record. The coding region runs from base 1 to 2748 and encodes 915 amino acids.